Penicillium alfredii is the source of this 936-nucleotide messenger RNA. Its product is annotated as aminoglycoside phosphotransferase family protein. The record is from RefSeq and is a predicted model, not a curated record. Lineage: Eukaryota; Fungi; Ascomycota; Eurotiomycetes; Eurotiales; Aspergillaceae. Bases 1 to 936 code for a protein of 311 amino acids. The transcript has 4 exons.
AUGUGGCGUAAUGCCAGUUGCCAGGCGCCUCGUGGUAACAAAGGCGUUGCGUUUGCUACGAUGACGAGCAUUUCCCAUUCUUCGAAUCCCGAGCCCCAGUUGAAUGUUCAAUAUUCUGUUCCUGGGUUUUGCUUGCCACAUCCCGAGACCGUCAAGGAAUACUGCCUGAAUCGAAGCAAUCUGAUCUUCUGCCAAGGUGUCACUAUCGUGAAGAUAUCACCUGAAGUCGUUGUCAAGUUUGGCGCUCACAUCGACAUCAUCGAGGCCAAGAACAUGGUUCAUGUUGCGCAAAACACAACUGUGCCUGUGCCCAAAGUUUUCGCAUACUAUACCUAUGGUCCCAUUGAUCGUGAUGUUGACGAUUACGGAAGCCUUUACGAUACCUACAUCUUCAUGAGUUUCGUUGAUGGCGAAACACUCGACACAGCUUGGGAUACUUUCGAUAAUUCCAUCAAAUCCCAGGUUUCCCAACAACUUGCGAGCUACAUGCUGGACAUCCGAAGUAUGGAGAAUGAAGGAUAUAUUGGCUCUGUGAACCGUGGACCUGUUACUGAUCAUAGCCUAUCGACUUCUUUUGCCAAAGGCCCUUUCAAUUCUGAGCGCGAUUUUAAUAUGGCGCUUAUUGAUGCCUACCAAAGGAAUGCACCAAAACGCCACAUCAGAAGUUUUCUUCAUGGAAUGCUCUCUCAGUCGCACCAAAUCUGUUUUGCCCAUGGCGAUUUCCGGCCACAAAACAUUAUGGUGAAAGAUGGAAAUGUGGUCGCUAUUAUCGACUGGGAGUUAAGCGGUUGGUAUCCAGAAUACUGGGAAUUCGCAAAAGCUCUACUUAUCUGGGGAUGGCAGAAUGAUUGGGCGGAUUACUUGAUGCAAAUCCUUCAGCCGUAUCAUGCUGAAUACUUUAUGCAUUCUUUCCUGAUGGAAAAGUUACUGUAUUAA